Rhinolophus ferrumequinum (greater horseshoe bat) is the source of this 2127-nucleotide messenger RNA. It is a transcript of the gene PDSS2, whose product is annotated as decaprenyl diphosphate synthase subunit 2. Gene Ontology annotation, cellular component: mitochondrion; transferase complex. Bases 271 to 1473 code for a protein of 400 amino acids. NCBI's taxonomy places the organism in Eukaryota, Metazoa, Chordata, Mammalia, Chiroptera, Rhinolophidae. Gene Ontology annotation, biological process: ubiquinone biosynthetic process; isoprenoid biosynthetic process. Gene Ontology annotation, molecular function: prenyltransferase activity. The record is from RefSeq and is a predicted model, not a curated record. The transcript is spliced from 8 exons.
AAUAUGGCGUCCCCCAUUUAGGCAGCGCCGGUUGUUUCUACCCCAGCUGGCCGGGGGCACUGCUGAGCUAGGGCGGUUGUGUGUUUAGAUCGGCUUCAGGAAGCUGCAGUUAAAAUUCGUUUCUGGUAACAGCUCCAGGAAUCCAUCCUCCUUUUGGGGUCCGGAGUCGCCGCUUCUUUCUAGUCCUUGCAACUUCCUUCCUCUGUCCCUGGUUGUUCCCCGCGCUACCUCCGGACUCCCUGAAGUCCCUGACACUCCCAGACUCAAACUAUGAGCCUUCGACAGCCGCUGUUGCGCUUGGCUCGUUAUCUCGGGGCCUCGGGUCCCCCGCGGCGCCUCUGGUGGUCCCCGUUCCUCGGCAGAAUCUUCCCGGUGGGCUCCUGGCGUGGGCAGUCCUCCAGGUCCCCGGCCCACUGGAACCAAGUGGUGUCAGAGGCGGAGAAGAUCGUGGGCUAUCCCACGUCCUUCAUGAGCCUCCGCUGCCUGCUGAGCGACGAGCUCAGCAACAUCGCUAUGCAGGUGCGGAAGCUGGUGGGGACUCAGCACCCUCUGCUUACCACAGCCAGGGGGCUUGUACAGGACAGCCGGAACAACCUCCAGCUGAGGGGCUUGGUGGUGCUACUUAUUUCUAAAGCAGCUGGGCCCAGCAGCGUGAAUGCUUCCUGUCAGAACUAUGACAUGGUCAGCGGGAUCUAUUCGUGUCAAAGAAGUCUGGCAGAGAUCACAGAACUUAUCCAUACGGCUCUCCUUGUACAUCGUGGGAUAGUAAAUUUAAAUGAAUUGCAAUCUUCUGAUGGGCCACUGAAAGACAUGCAUUUUGGAAACAAAAUAGCUAUCCUGAGUGGAGACUUUCUUCUAGCAAAUGCCUGUAAUGGACUAGCUCUGCUACAGAACACCAAGGUUGUGGAACUUUUAGCAAGUGCCCUUAUGGAUUUGGUACAAGGAGUAUACUAUGAAAAUUCUACUUCAGCAAAGGAAGAUUAUAUCACAAGUGACAUUGGAAUAUCGACUUGGAAGGAGCAGACCUUUCUCUCCCAUGGAGCCUUAUUAGCAAAGAGCUGCCAGGCUGCAAUGGAAUUAGCAAAGCAUGACGCUGAGGUUCAGGACAUGGCAUUUCAGUAUGGGAAGCACAUGGCCAUGAGUCAUAAGAUAAAUUCUGAUCUCCAACCUUUUAUUAAAGAAAAGACCAGUGACUCCACAACUUUUAAUCUAAACUCAGCUCCUGUGGUCUUACAUCAAGAGUUUCUUGGAAGAGAUGUAUGGAUUAAGCAGAUCAGAGAGGCUCAAGAGAAAGGAAGAUUAGACUAUGGUAAGUUGCGAGAAACAAUCAAAGCUGGCAAAGGUGUGACUUCAGCUAUUGACCUGUGUCGUUACCAUGGAAACAAGGCACUGGAGGCCCUGGAGAGCUUUCCUCCCUCGGAGGCCAGAUCUGCUUUAGAAAACAUUGUGUUUGCUGUGACCAGAUUUUCGUGACACCAAAUUAAAAAGAUAUUGUUCAGUAGCUGAAAAAACUGAGGAAUGAGGUGAUCAGGAGAGCUUUCAUAAGGAAAUACCUAAAUUUAUUAAUGACUUUCAAAACAUACACUUUUUUUUUCUUCCUUUUAUCACACUGUUAAAUGAAUACUGCCUUCUUUUUGGAACUGCUGCAAACAAAUUUAGAAGAAAAAAAAGGUCAAGCAGUUUUCACUUGUCACGCCAGAAGCACACUUGAGGCUGCAGUAGCAGAAAUAAUUAAUGAGGUUCGUUCCUGUGACCUCAGCAAAUGGACAGGAAAUAAGUCCUUAUUGAUUGGACCGAGCCAGGGAUGGCGCCAGGGCGGUGGCCUGUGGUUUCCUUCUAGAGAGGACAGAGCAAGCUGGAAGCUGCAGGUGUCAAGAGAAACACUGUCAAUGCCAGCCAGGGAGGACUGUCAAUCAAAAACCAGUGACCAAUUUGUCAUAACAGAAGGGAGUUCAAUGAUUAAGAAAAAAUUAUGCUUUGUCUUCUAGUAAUUGUGUCUCUGUAUUUGUAGAUACAGUAUGAAUAUACUUUGUGUUUCAUGGUUUUUGUAAGAUUUGGGGGUGGGGGGAUUGUUGGGGAAAAAAUACCAAAUAUUUGAAGUAGGAGAUUAAAAUGUUAUCAAACGUU